GAGAGAGAAAGAAAACUUGAAACAUGUUGAAAUUGGCUAUUUUGUUCAGUGAAAUUGGGAUGUUCUUCGCUUGGAAAGAAGUUUAGGAGGUGAAUUACAGGGACUUUUAGUUCCUUUGCAGAGGAUUUGAUAGGAAAAUGGCUUACCAAAGAAGGGGGUCUGAUCAGCAGCCGCAGAGGCGGAUUCUGCGGACUCAGACCGCUGGUAAUCUAGGGGAGUCUAUGAUGGAUAGUGAGGUAGUACCAUCAUCUCUGGUUGAAAUUGCACCAAUUCUUCGUGUUGCCAACGAAGUCGAGGGCAGCAACCCCCGGGUUGCUUACCUAUGUCGGUUUUAUGCAUUUGAGAAAGCACACAGACUGGAUCCAACAUCAAGUGGACGUGGAGUUCGACAGUUUAAAACUGCCCUUCUUCAGCGCUUAGAAAAGGAAAAUGAAUCGACAGUUGCAGGACGUACAAAAAGUGAUGCUCGUGAAAUGCAAAGUUUUUACCAGCACUACUACCGAAAGUAUAUCCAGGCAUUGCAGAAUGCUUCUGAUAAAGCUGAUCGUGCCCGGCUUACAAAGGCAUAUCAGACUGCUGCGGUGCUAUUUGAGGUUUUGAAAGCUGUUAAUUUGACAGAAUCUGUUGAAGUGGCUGAUGAGAUUUUGGAAGCUCACACUAAGGUUGCGGAAAAGACAGAGAUAUAUGUGCCCUUUAAUAUACUUCCUCUUGACCCUGACAGUUCAAAUCAGGCAAUUAUGAGAUACCCUGAGAUUCAAGCUUCUGUUACUGCGCUUCGUAAUACCAGGGGUCUUCCAUGGCCAAAGGGUCACAAGAAGAAAGUAGAUGAAGACAUUCUAGACUGGCUUCAGGCUAUGUUUGGUUUUCAGAAAGAUAAUGUGGCAAAUCAAAGGGAACACCUAAUUUUAUUGCUUGCAAAUGUGCACAUUCGACAGUUCCCAAAGCCUGAUCAGCAACCUAAGUUGGAUGACUGCGCACUGACAGAAGUCAUGAAGAAACUCUUCAAAAACUACAAAAAAUGGUGCAAAUACCUUGGUCGCAAAAGUAGCCUUUGGUUGCCAACCAUUCAGCAGGAAGUGCAGCAACGGAAACUGUUGUAUAUGGGUCUAUAUCUUCUCAUAUGGGGCGAAGCUGCAAACUUGAGAUUUAUGCCGGAAUGCCUAUGCUAUAUUUAUCAUCAUCACCCCAAAUCCUUCAUAAACUCCACACAAUCACCUGAGCCCAGUGUCGACAGCAAAGGAGUAAACACAAAGAGGCUUGCCGGUGGUGAACCAGUCGAGCCAAAGUUCAAGAAACCUCCACUAUCGAAAACUAUUGGACAAUCCACCAGAGUCCUUCACCCCAAAUCCUUCAUAAACUCCACACAAUCACCUGAGCCCAGUGUCGACAGCAAAGGAGUAAACACAAAGAGGCUUGCCGGUGGUGAACCAGUCGAGCCAAAGUUCAAGAAACCUCCACUAUCGAAAACUAUUGGACAAUCCACCAGAGUCCUUGUAUACUCCCGUCGGCACCCAUAA
Ilex paraguariensis (yerba mate) is the source of this 1517-nucleotide messenger RNA. Lineage: Eukaryota; Viridiplantae; Streptophyta; Magnoliopsida; Aquifoliales; Aquifoliaceae. The record is from the annotation of a GenBank genome assembly.